AUGCACGACGAAGCAUGCUCAACUCCAACGCAGGGGGUUCUCCCGGGAUUUAAAGUCAUUGACUGUGGAACCAAGUCGGUCAUCGAGGCUCCCGAGAAGUGCUCAUAUAUUGCUCUAUCCUACGUUUGGGGCGGAGGUCAAGGCUCAGGCCAAGCGCACGUAGAAGGAAUAUUUCCUGCGACUAUUGACGACAGUAUUAUGGUCGCUCUUGCGCUGGGGUUUAAAUACCUUUGGGUUGAUCGAUACUGCAUCGAUCAAACAAGCUCUUCCGAGAAGCAUGCGCAAAUCAGCGGAAUGCAUAAGAUAUACUCGGAAGCCGCCCUUACGAUCAUUGCCGCAGCAGGCAAAGACCCAAGCUACGGGUUGCCGGGAGUAGGCGCUACACCCCGAGCAGCUCAAUACCGUGUUCAACUUGGGAACAAGACUCUCGUUGAGAUGUUCCCUCACACCAACGUCACUCUUCAAGAAUCCGAAUGGGUAAGCCGGGCUUGGACAUAUCAAGAAGGUUUCUUGUCGAAGCGGAAGCUCAUCUUCGACGACCACCAGGUUUCAUUCGUGUGCGGCAAGGUGUUCUGUGCCGAAAGCUUCACCCACAGUAUAGAACACCGCGCUCUGAACGAGGAGCUAACCUUCGGCCCAUAUUUCCCCUAUGAUAUCGCCUUCAGGGGGACCGACUGGAAGCCAGAGGGUAUCGCAAAUUGCAUCGAGGAAUAUACGGAGAGGAAUCUCUCGUACGACUCAGACGGCUUGAACGCUUGCCUCGGCAUUCUCAAUUUUUUC
Molecule: messenger RNA, 780 nt
Organism: Trematosphaeria pertusa
Lineage: Eukaryota; Fungi; Ascomycota; Dothideomycetes; Pleosporales; Trematosphaeriaceae
Product: HET-domain-containing protein
Exons: 2
Source: RefSeq, a predicted model, not a curated record